AUGGUUGAGAACAAUCCCGAUGGGGGCCAGUCAGAGGAUGUAUUCUUGUUAGAGGAUAAGCUAUCGAAAAUCAGAAAUCAAAUCAAUUCCAAACUUGACAACCAAAAGCAUUUGGCGAUAAUUCUAUCAGCAGUGGAGGAGAAUAUUGACGAACAAAAGAAUGAAAAGACACCAGUGGCAUACUUUGUCUCCUUUUUAUCAUUACUCGACCAGUGUAUUCAAAAUGACCAAAUAUUAGACAAGGAUUUGGCAGCCACCACUGCUUAUUUUCUUGACCUUGUAUUUCCGUUUACACCACAACCAUUGUUGAAGCAAAAAUUUAACGAGAUCUUAUUAAAGUUGUCACAACCUUUGAACGUGGAGGCUGAUGCCCCGCUUGUGAGAUCAACUAUUGGGGCCAUUGAAACAUUGCUUUUAGCCCAGGAUAAUGCCCGUUGGUUAACAAAGAGUGCUAUUUCUCCAAAUAGGGCGUUUGUCGCAUUGAUUGAGUUGUCAUUUGAUCCUAGACCCAAGGUGAGAAGAAGGGCACACGAGGCAGUAAAGAACAUUUUGACACAUCCGCCCACCAGUCCUAGCCCAGUCCAUGUUGCCGCUGUUGCUGCCUCGGAUGCGGCAUUGAGACAACUAACAAGAUUAUUAUCGGAGUAUAAGCAACAAAGAAAGAACAAUGCCAAUAAGGAGCUAAAUUCACAAAUUAUUCAUUGCUUACAACUUAUUACAAUCAUAACUUCAGCUAAUUCAUGGCCAGUAAAGAACAUUGAAAGUUUGUGCGACUCACUUUUGGAAAUCUCAAAAACUUCGGACCAGUUCUUGGUUGCUGCUGCCUUUGAGGCGUUUGAAGGGCUAUUCAAAUCCAUGACCAAUGUGAUUGAUAUUGAGAAAUUUACGAAGGUGUUAAACGUAAUCUUUGAUCUCAAGCCUAGUAUCAACGAUGCUCAUUUGAGUACCUCAUGGAUGACUGUUGUGGCAAAAGCUUUGGAAUGUUUUAGUAUUUUAUCACCAUUUGAUUGUAUAAAAACGUUGCCCCAAGUGUUGACUUCUGUUAGUGAAUUUUUGGCUUCUGACUCAAAGGACAUUUACUCAAGCGCAGCACAUUGUUUAACAGCUAUUAUAUCCCACACUGUACCGGAAAAGUUCCUUUUGCAACCAAACAAAGAGCACGGCAUCACUCCAGAAAUUUACGAAUCUGUUGAUGAGACAAUCACUUUUAUUGCCGAACUUAUUGAAAAAGAAUUACUCACGAUAAAGUAUCAACACGCGACAGGUGAAAUUUUAAAAUUUGUCACAGUCACUAUUGAAAAACUCCAUUCAAGGACGAACCCCGACUUUUUAAACGUUUUGGACAUUGUUGGUAAUUGGAGAACGAAUGAGACCGAUAACUUUCCCCAUAAUAAGGAGGCUGAAGACUGUGUUGCUGCAUGUGUUUCAUCCAUGGGCCCAGAGGCUGUUUUAAGUGUGUUGCCAUUGAACUUGACCAACAAUGGACAUGGUCCCGGUAGAUCUUGGUUAUUGCCCAUUCUCAGAGACAAUGUUCGUUUUGCCGAAUUGGAGUUUUUCAAGAGUCAGAUUUUGCCAAUUAUCGAUUUCUUUGAAUCAAAAAUUGGGGCCUCGGGUAAUAAAGAAUCGAUGAAUGUAAAGAUUUUCCAAACAAUUAUUGAUCAAGUUUGGUCUUUGUUGCCUCGUUUUUGCGAUUUACCAAGGGAUCUUAGAACAGCAUUUGAUGAGAGUUUUGCUACAAGGUUGUCUGAUUUGAUGUUUGCCAACGUCGAAUUGAGAACGCCUGUUUGUCAUGCUUGGAGACUACUCGUUCAAUCCAACGUAGGUUACCGCGAUGGGGAACUAGACGAAGAUUUGUUGUUGCAACAAGAACUUCCUAGAGAGGAGGCCGGCAAGAAUAUCGAAUAUUUGAGCUCUAUUGCGUCAAACAUAUUGACUGUUUUAUUUAACGUAUUUACUUACACCAUGCCCGAAUCAAGGGGUUUCGUUUUGGAAACUAUUGAAGCGUAUUUGCAAGUAAUACCACCUCAAGAGUUGGCAACAACAUUUGACAAAGUGUGUGCCAUGUUGAAAAAUGCGUUGGAUGAAGAGUCGCGAAAUGCAAGAUCUGAUGAUUCAAGACCAGAUACUAAUGUUACUAUGAUGGAUUUGAUUGUUGCCAUGGCUAAAUAUGUACCUGAGGCGUCACACAAUGCACUUUUUUCCAUAUUUGUUACCACUGUGUCAUUAGAAUCAAAGCCGUUGCUUCAGAAAAGAUCUUAUAGGAUAAUAUCGAAAUUGUGCGAAUCCGAGGGAGGUAAGUUGUCGAUUGGAAAGUACAUUGGGGAAGUUGAAAAUAAAAUAAUUGAAACAACUGAAGUCACCAGUCAAGCAGCAAGGCCAGCAAGAUUGAAUGCGAUUUUAUUGGUGUUAGAAAUACUUCCUUCUGCUGAUUUAUACUUUAUUCCAUCCACUUUGCAAGAAAUCAUCAUUGCCACCAAGGAUGUCAACGAAAGAUCAAGAGGUCUUUCUUACCAAAUAUUGAUCAAGAUGGGACAUAAAAUGAACCAAGGAGGUCUAAUUGACAACUCCAGAGUUCCUGGAUUUGAUGCAAAUGCUCCACCUACUGAAGCCUCAUUGACGGAGUUCUUUACUAUGGUAAGUGCAGGUUUAGCAGCACAAAGUGCUCAUAUGAUUUCUGCAACAAUCACAGCUAUAGCGUGCUUGGUGUUCGAGUUCAAAGAUAAAUUGUCUACAGAGACUCUUUUUGAGAUUUCUUCAACUGUUGAGUUAUUCUUGACGCAUAAUUCUAGAGAAAUUGCUAAAUCAGCCAUUGGUUUUGUCAAGGUUGAAGUUUUGUCAUUGCCUGAGGAGAUGGUGAGAAGCAAUUUGAGUGGACUUUUAGGUAAAUUGAUGAAGUGGUCACAUGAACAUAAAGGGCAUUUCAAGAGUAAAGUUAAGCACAUAAUUGAAAGAUUGAUUAGAAAGUUUGGAGUUGAAGAAGUUGAAAAUGCUAUACCAGAAGAAGACAAAAAAUUGGUUGCCAAUAUUAAAAAGACAAGAAACAGAGCCAAGAGAAAACAGGAGAUUAGCCCUGAAUUGCAAGCAGCAGCCAACCCAUCAUCUAGUACCAAGAAAUUUGUGUCUGCAUACGAAGAGGCACUUUAUGACUCUGAUGUAUCAGAUGAAGAAGAGGUUGACAUAUAUGACGAAGAUGCCAACAGGAGCAAAAAGAACAAGAAAUCCAAUCAAUUCAUUUUGGAAACAGGCGAUGAGCCGCUCAACUUGUUGGAUCGUCAAUCGUUGGCACACAUUUCUUCGACCAAGCCUAAGAAACUCACCAAAUCAGAGCUCAAGUCGAAAACCGAUGAGUUCAAAACAAAGAAUGGUAAAUUGGUAUUCAGUGAGGGUGCAGAAACCGACGAUCCAUUUGCUAAUAAAGGCUCCGGUAUAGACGCAUAUUUGGAUGCUGUCAAACAAGCACCAGUUAGAGGACAGAAGAACAAGUUGAAGUUUAAAAAAUCAAAGGGCGACGAUGAAGAAAGUUGGUCAGAUGAUGACGAAGAGGCUGGUAGGAAGCCGGCAACAAAGAAGGCAAAAGUUCUUGGAAAGUCAAAGAUUUCGAAACCGACUAAGCAGAGAUUCAAAGCUCAUAAGAAGCUUUAG
Messenger RNA from Lodderomyces margitis, 3642 nucleotides. RefSeq names its product mRNA-binding protein. Lineage: Eukaryota; Fungi; Ascomycota; Pichiomycetes; Serinales; Debaryomycetaceae. The coding region runs from base 1 to 3642 and encodes 1213 amino acids. The record is from RefSeq and is a predicted model, not a curated record. The transcript has a single exon.